AUGCAGCACCCGCCUCCGCCCUCGAGCGACCCUCCCUCGCCGCUCUCGUCCCGCCUCGAACUGCCUCCGCACGCCCUCGCAUCCCAAAGCGCUCCCUACGAAGGCGACGUCCCCAACGUCCUCGCAGAACACCUCUUGCAUCCGCCGACUCGGCGACCAGGGCUAGGGAGCAGGGGAUCGAGCUGGGCCAGCAUCUUGAGGGGCGACGACGGGCGAGGUGGGGCGCGAGAUGACGAAGCACGAGAGGGAGAGAUCGCAGGGACGGAGGGGCGUCGGAGGGCGUCCACGGGUAUCAGUGGGGAUGGAGACGCUCCGAUCGAGGGCGCCGGAGCUGCGCCGGGCGACGAGGCGACGAGCCGAGCGGGUUCAGCGCAGGGCGAGGAGGAGGAGGAGGGAGGGAACGGCCAAAGGCGGGGCGAGCGCGACGCACACGAGCGGAGCAAGAGUCGCAGGCGCAAACUGCGCUGGUACCAGCGUCCCUCGCCAAUCUGGUUGUUCCCCGGCACCUUCAUCAUCGCCCUCACGCUGGGCAUGACGAUCGCCGCGAAACUCGAAAUCUACACCCAACUGAUCUGCCGCGCCAUGCCCGUCGAGAAGAGCGGCGUUACCCUCCCUCCGCCCGUCAUCGAGAUCACCGACUACUCCUCGCCGCAUGUACUGCGGCGAGCGGAACCGACGACGACCGGGAGGAUCUUAUUCGAGUGGAGCGGGGCGGCUGUGAAGGAGGAUCUGGCGACACCCGCGGCGGGAAACUCGUCGACUUCGAUGCCCGUCCUUGCGCCCGCUCCUGGCGCACCGGUUCGGACAGGCGAUACCUGGUCGAAGCAAUGCCACAAGAGCAGCGCGGUGCAGAGUUCGGUCGCCCAACUCGCUCUACUCCUCUCGCUCUUGAUGGGGGUCCUGUCGAGUCUGACGACGGGCUUCUGGGGAGCGUACAGCGAUCGAAGGGGUCGCAAACCGGUCCUCCUGCUCGCACUCUGCGGCACCCUCGCAAUGGACGCCGUCUUCCUCCUGACGGUCCACUACCACCACAUCCUCUCGUACAAUUUCUUGCUCCUCGGACCGUUCUUGGAUGGACUUGUCGGUGGAUGGUCCACCGCCCAAGCCACGACAUCCGCCUACCUCUCCGACGUGACUUCCGCCGGCUCACGCGCGCGCGUCUUCUCCGCCAUCGGCGGCCUCAUGUUCGGCGGCUUCGCCUUCGGCCCCAUCCUCGGCUCCUUGCUCAUCACCCACACGGACGGAAACGUCCUCGCGCCGUUCUAUGCGGCGCUGGCAGUGCAUGUGGUGUAUUUGGCGGUUAUGGCGGUUGUUUUGCCGGAGAGUUUGGGGGAGGAGAGGAGGAAGGCUGCGAGGGAACGGUGGAUUGAGGAGCGGAAGGUAGAGGCCGAGGCGGAGCGAGCAGAGGACGAGCACGAUCGCCAGACGCUCUCGCUCACGCGCAGGACGACGAAGAAGGCUCGCCGCGUCCUGGCGAAACAACUCCGCUUCCUCCGCCCCCUCUCCCUCCUCCUUCCUAAACCCCGCUCAGACGCCUCAGUCGCCGAAGAAGACCGGACUAAUAUCGAGUGGGGCGCAGGGAUGGAGGUGUAUGAGCAUCCGGAGGAGGUUUGGAGGAGACGAGAGGGGAAGAGGGGAAGGGAUUGGGGGUUGACGAAGAUUGCGAUGGCGUAUGCGAGUUAUAUGAUGAUCAUCGCCGUCAUGUCGGUCAAGCUGCUCUACGCCAACUACACGUUCGGCUGGUCGGCAACCGAAGACGGGUUCUUCCUGUCGUUCAUCGGCUUCCUUCGCGUCGUCACCCUCAUCGGCAUCCUCCCGCUCGUCAUCAAGCUCGUCCGCCGCCGUCCCGCGCCCAUCCCUCCUCGACCUCGCCCUUCGACGCUUCACUCGGCCGCCGAGCAGUGGGACAAGGAGAAGCGUUGGCUGCGCGUCGUGCACGACUCGCACUUCGACCUCGGGCUCGCUAAAGCCUCGCUCGUACUCGACCUAGCCGGCUUCCUCCUCUUCCUCUCAUCGCCCUACCUCCUCGCGACCCUCUCGACCUCGAUGCGCGGAUCCUCUCAGCACGUCGCCCUCUUCCUCACCGCCACAUUCCUCCAAUCGCUCGGCUCCGGCGCUUCACCGGCAAUCCAAUCGCUCGCGCUCGCACACGCCUCGCCCCGCGACGCAGGAAGGCUCUUCGCAUCACUCAGUGUGGUCCAGUCGCUCUCCUCGCAAGUCUUCGGCCCAAUCGUCUUCGGCAGCGUGUUCAUCUCCACCGUCGGCAAAUGGAGCGAGGCGAUUUUCGCGCUCGCGAGUGCGUUGGCGGCUGUCGCGAUUGGGUGCUUGAUGCGCGUCAGGUUGAGGAGGGUGUUCGUGCCGGCUAGCAGCGGCGAGGCGGGCGUUGUCGAUGGGGAAGAGGGACCGAAGUUGGAUGAUGGGGAAGAGCGCGGGAGGAGCGAGGCGGUCAGAGCGGAAUCCGGGCGGAGGAGGAGCAGCGCCGGGCUGAAGGCGGAUCCGUCGGCGGCGUCGUGA
Molecule: messenger RNA, 2514 nt
Organism: Rhodotorula toruloides NP11
Lineage: Eukaryota; Fungi; Basidiomycota; Microbotryomycetes; Sporidiobolales; Sporidiobolaceae
Product: MFS transporter
Exons: 8
Coding region: 1-2514 (837 amino acids)
Biological process (GO): transmembrane transport
Cellular component (GO): membrane
Molecular function (GO): transmembrane transporter activity
Source: RefSeq, a predicted model, not a curated record